UCUCUAUCUCUAUUCCUUCCAAAUCUGCUUCUGCAAUUAACCAAUAAUAAAUAUGGAUUUUCUCCUUCCUCAAAAUCCUACCGCUAAUUCCCAACCCGACGAUUGGUUCAAUCCACGCUGCAAUCGUCUGAGUUCCUCUCUGUGUACUCUGCACCAUUCGGACGAUCUAGGGGUUUUUGUGAGGCGAUGCUCUGAAUCUCGUCUCCGUAAUGAUGGAGACACAAAAUUCAGAGCAUACGCCUGUCCUUGUAGUCGGUACCGGUAAGUCGGCAACGAAUAGGGCCUCUAGUGGAAGCAAGGUAUGUGCAGGUCUAACAUGUGGUUUCUCAGAUGCAAAGGCGAGUUCCAAAGACGCAAAGGAGCGUUCAACUUCGAUGAAAAAGCUUCUGAUUGCGGUCGUAUUGUGCCUAGUUUUUAUGAGCGUGGAAAUCGUCGGCGGCAUCAAGGCUAAUAGUUUAGCAAUCUUAACCGAUGCAGCUCAUCUUCUGUCGGACGUUGCUGCAUUUGCUAUCUCCCUGUUUUCGCUCUGGGCUUCCGGAUGGGAAGCCACGCCGCGGAGGUCAUAUGGAUUUUUCAGAGUAGAAAUAUUGGGCGCGCUCGUCUCGAUUCAAUUGAUAUGGCUUCUUGCCGGGAUUCUCGUUUAUGAAGCAAUUGUUCGGUUAGUCCAUCACGAGGGAGAAGUCCAAGGCUACCUGAUGUUUGUUGUUUCUACUUUCGGUUUGCUGGUGAACAUCGUCAUGGCGCUCUUGUUGGGUCACGAUCACGGCCAUAAUCACGAUCAUGAUCAUGAUCAUGAUCAUGAUCACGAUCACGGCCACGAUCACGAUGUCGAGCAACCGCACCCGGAGAACGGCGACGAUGAUUCCACCCUGAGCAUAAACCCCUGCAACCCGCUACUCGACGGUACUGCAGUCGGAGUAGAAGCCAAGAACGAAGAACACAAAAAGAAGGCGAUAAAUGUGAACAUCUACGGGGCGUACCUUCACGUGCUCGGCGAUUCGAUACAAAGCAUCGGGGUGAUGAUCGGAGGGGCGAUCAUCUGGUACAAACCCGAAUGGAAGAUCAUCGACCUCAUCUGCACCCUCGUCUUUUCCGUGAUCGUCCUGGCGACGACAACCAAGAUGCUGCGGAACAUCCUUGACGUUCUGAUGGAGAGCACUCCGAGAGAGAUCGACGCGGCGGAGGUCGAGAAGGGUGUUUGUGAGAUGGAGGAGGUUGUGGCUGUCCAUGAGCUGCACAUUUGGGCUAUAACGGUCGGGAAAGUGUUGCUGGCUUGCCAUGUUAUGAUCCGGCCGGACGCCGACGCCGACGAGGUUCUGCACAGAGUCGUCGGCUACCUUCGGAGGGAGUACAACAUCAGCCAUGUUACUAUCCAGAUCGAAAGAGAAUAACAGGUUUCAUUUUAUACUCUUUUAACCCUUUUUCUAGAUUUGAAUUGGUAAUUGCAUGCUUAUUUUGAAGGGGGAUUAUAAUUAUAAUUGAUUCUUGAAUAGUUUUAUGGGCAAUAUUGGUUUUCUAA
Molecule: messenger RNA, 1519 nt
Organism: Andrographis paniculata
Lineage: Eukaryota; Viridiplantae; Streptophyta; Magnoliopsida; Lamiales; Acanthaceae
Product: metal tolerance protein 1-like
Exons: 2
Coding region: 210-1391 (393 amino acids)
Biological process (GO): zinc ion transmembrane transport
Cellular component (GO): plasma membrane; vacuole
Molecular function (GO): zinc ion transmembrane transporter activity
Source: RefSeq, a predicted model, not a curated record